AUGGAAAAUCAAACUCUAACAGGUUUGUUGAAGAAGGUGGCCUCGGAAUUUCCGAACCGCCGCGCGGUUUCCGUUUCUGGAAAAUUCGAUUUGACCUACGCGCGACUGCAGGAGCUCGUCGAUCACUCCGCCUCUCUUUUAAUCGCCUCCGGAAUUGGCCCAAACGACACCGUCGCGCUCACCUUCCCCAACACCGUUGAGCUUGUCGUGAUGUUUUUGGCGGUGGUUCGGUGCCGAGCAACGGCGGCGCCGCUGAACCCGGCUUACACGGCUGAGGAGUUCGAGUUCUACCUCUCCGACUCAGAACCGAAGCUUCUGAUCACGCCGGAGGUUCCGGUUCAAGCGAUUAAAGCGGCGGCCACCAAGCUCAACAUCCCUCACGUGACCGCCAAGCUGGCCGGAGCCACCAGCCACGUGACUCUCUCUUCCGCCGCCGAGUCGAGCCCCGACUCGGUCUCGCAACUCGUCAACGAUGCUUCCGACGUGGCACUCUUCCUCCACACGUCCGGCACCACGAGCCGACCCAAGGGAGUGCCCUUGACCCAGCUCAAUUUGGCCUCGUCGGUCCAGAACAUCAAAUCGGUCUACAAACUCACAGAGUCUGACUCGACCGUCAUCGUCCUCCCUCUGUUCCACGUGCACGGGUUAAUCGCCGGGUUACUGAGUUCACUCGUCGCCGGAGCCGCCGUGACUUUCCCAGCCGCGGGCCGAUUCUCCGCCUCCACAUUUUGGGCCGACAUGCUCUCGUACAAUGCCACGUGGUAUACCGCGGUACCCACCAUCCACCAGAUCAUCCUUGACCGCCAUGACAGCAAACCCGAACCGAAAUACCCGAAGCUCCGGUUCAUUCGGAGCUGCAGCUCUUCGUUGGCUCCGUCAAUAUUGGCGCGGCUGGAAGAGAAGUUUGGCGCGCCGGUCUUGGAGGCUUAUGCGAUGACAGAGGCGACCCAUUUGAUGUGUUCGAACCCGUUGCCCGAAGACGGGCCCCACAAGCCCGGGUCGGUCGGGCGAGCCGUGGGUCAGGAGCUGGCGAUUUUGGACGAGAAGGGUUUGGUUCAGCCAGAGGGCGUGAGCGGCGAGGUGUGUGUCAGAGGACCCAAUGUGACCAAGGGGUAUAAGAACAACCCAGAAGCCAACAAAGCGGCUUUCUUGUUCGGGUGGUUUCAUACUGGAGAUAUCGGCGUUUUGGAUUCUGAUGGGUAUUUGAGCCUCGUGGGUCGGAUCAAGGAGCUAAUUAACCGCGGAGGGGAGAAGAUAUCACCCAUUGAAGUAGAUGCAGUGCUUGUGUCACAUCCAGAAAUUGAGCAAGGAGUUUCCUUUGGAGUUCCUGAUGAUAAAUAUGGUGAAGAGAUUAACUGUGCCGUAAUCCCAAGAAAAGGCACAAGCAUAGACGAGGAAGAAGUGCUGCGAUUUUGCAAGAAGAAUCUGGCUUCUUUCAAAGUACCCAAGAAGGCGUUCAUUACUGACUCUCUUCCUAAAACUGCAACCGGGAAAAUCCAACGUCGAAUUGUGGCCGAGCAUUUCCUUGCACAAAUCUCCACUGCUAAGGUUCCCAAGUUUGGUGCUUAA
Prunus armeniaca (apricot) is the source of this 1569-nucleotide messenger RNA. The record is from the annotation of a GenBank genome assembly. Lineage: Eukaryota; Viridiplantae; Streptophyta; Magnoliopsida; Rosales; Rosaceae.